AUUAGCCAUUUGUCUCUAGACGGAUUCUUUUUGCUGUGCGCUUGUGAUCAUGUGACUUAGAGGGAAAGACAGUGGCAGGCUAGAUAGUCACUCUAUAAUGUAAGCGUAACACUUGCAUAUUUUAAUUGUUGGUGUUGUGCUGUUAGGGUAUCAUAAAGGCAGCUAUGUUGUUAGUUUUUUCUGAUGAGCAUAAGGAGCAUUUGGGCUUCUUACCAGAGGUGGACUCUUCGGUUGUUGGCGAGUUCGGCAGAAUAGCCGUGGAGUUUUUGAAGAAAGGAUCAAACCCCAAAAUUUAUGAGGGAGCAGCGAGAAAGCUAAAUGUGCCAUCAGAGACAAUUCAGCAUGGAGUUGAGGGAUUGAUGUAUCUUCUUACUGAAAGUUCAAAGCUUAUGAUCUCUGAUGUGGAUUUCCAGGACUCUGUAUUAGUGUUGGGGUUUUCUGAGGAACUGAAUAAACUCCUGCUACAACUAUAUUUAGAAAACAGGAAAGAAAUACGGCAGAUUCUAGGGGAGCUUGCUCCCUCUCUGCCUCACUAUCAGAACCUUGAGUGGCGGCUUGACGUACAGUUGGCUAGCAGGGCUCUUAGACAACAAGUGAAACCUACAGUUACUAUGAAGCUACACCUGAAGAGUGGAGGGACACAGACUGCCCGUCUUUUUCAGACAGACCCUGCCACAUUGCUGCAUCUCCUCCAGGAGCUGGAGCGUGCUCUUGCUGAAGUCAAGAGCAACCACUGUCGCCGAAUUCUCCGCAAUAUAAAAUAAUACUGCAUAGUGGCACUGUACAGUGUGGCCACUAGAUGGCCCAGAAUGUCAUCUAAGUCAGUGUUCCCCAGUCAAGGUCCUGGUUAGGGCUGGAAAGUUUGGGGAAAAUACCUAAUUGCAAUUUUUAUGAUUAGUAAUGCCAUUACACUUUAAAUGCGGUUGUUUUCUAUGAAUUAAGUUCCAGGCAUUUUUUUGCACAUAGAAGUCCAGCAUAUUCAUUGUUCCAGACUUGGGGCUUGAACGCUGCAUGUACUGUGCCAGACCACCAUUUCUGCAUUAUUUAGUUGUUUCCCCGCCUAAAACUUCUAAAGACAGUGCUGAAUAAAGUUGGAUAUAGAUAAAAUUGUAGCUCCUGAAAAUUGCUCCUUCACAUUUCAGUAUAAAAACAAUUGAUUAUUAAUUCUCUGGACUGCGCUUUUUUUUUGAAUAGUUAAGUAAGUCAGGUUGUUGCUAUUGGAUAAACAGCAAAGUGUAAUGCAGCAGUACUCUAGGGGCUUUACUGGAAAUUAGGAAAUCUUGUGUUAACUCCACAUCUGCCCUGUGAUGGAAUUGCGACCUGCCCGGGGAAUAGCCUACUUUCUGCCCGAUGACAGCUGGGAUAGGCUCCAGCACCCCCUCCGCGACCCUGGGAGAGAAGUAGCUUGUGUGUGUGUGAACUCCACAGGGCUGCACUGAAUACUAACAAAUUCCUAGGUUUUCUAUUAAAGACUUUGAUUGACUUUUUGUUGAGUCAUAACUAGAAUGGGGUGGUCAGCAAAAAACAACACACUAACUCAAAGGUUGUCUUAUUUACUAAAGCAGUGAGCCAUGUUAAAGGUGAAUCAUUUCCAUGUUUUAAUUCGUGUCUUAUGUUGGCUUGUUUUAUGUAGUCAUUACACACACAUUACUGCUGAUUGUAGUGCUUUUGUCAAUGUUUUCCUUUCAGAAUAUUUUUGUAUUUUGGGACCAGUUCAUAAGCAAGAGGGCCUGAACUUAAAAAUUCAUUUGAAAUAAGAUGGAGAACAUUUAAAAUUGUGGUGCGUUUUCUUUCUAUGCCUUUGGUAAGCAGCACAUGUCUUGUCUUCGCAUACACUGUAGUAGUUAAUCCAUUAUCAAGAACAAAAUGCUCUUCUGAUUGUGUUUUAUAAGUAAACGAAUUAUGUUAUUUGUUGUAUGUGUGCUUUUUGUCUGUUAAAUCUUGUGGCAACAAUGCAAUUGUGAUUUUUUUUUUUUUUUUUCCUGUGAAGAGCAUUGUAAGUUCAUUUUGAUUUAAUGGGGUUUGGUAACCUCUAUGUUUCUUGAGUCUAAUGGUUCAUUUACUAAUCAUUCACUAGUAAAUGGGGUGAAAAUGUUUUUUGCAGUUUCACAACUAUUAUAUAAAUGCUAACGAAGAACUGAAGCUAAAGGUUAGGGUUAGUUAAGAUGACUGCUCCAUUGGAAGUGCCAACGUUUUACCAAUGUUCAUUGCUUAAUGCACCUAUACCGUUCUUUAAAAGACUUAAGAGGCUGAGGGUGCAGUAGCAGGCAGGACUAAGUGGUAUGUGAAAAUGAUUAAAUCUUGCCUCACAUA
Pygocentrus nattereri (red-bellied piranha) is the source of this 2313-nucleotide messenger RNA. RefSeq names its product COMM domain containing 2 (gene commd2). The coding region runs from base 165 to 764 and encodes 199 amino acids. The record is from RefSeq and is a predicted model, not a curated record. NCBI's taxonomy places the organism in Eukaryota, Metazoa, Chordata, Actinopteri, Characiformes, Serrasalmidae. The transcript is spliced from 5 exons.